AUGUCGCUUCAGCAAAAUGGACUGUGCAGCAUAGGCUGCCUGAGCAUGAGAGCCCCAGCCCAGGCUUCACCGGCUGCCACGCCAGCGAGGGCCGCCCACACUUUUACAGGAGCCACCGGCGAGUUCGAUCCUCAGAAGUACGAAAGACCUUCGAUGAAGCAAGACGAGAUCGCCGCACUCAAGAGACUGUUCGACGCCUGCGAUACAGAAGGCACAGGGCAAAUCCAUCUGCGUGAUCUGAAGCAUCGCAUGCAUAAUGCAGGAUAUGAGUCGAGGGGCGACGUAAUCGGCGAGAUGCUGAGCCACUUGGAUCGCGAUGGCCGAACGAGCCUCAACUUCAAACAGUUCCUUGAUUUACUGACAACUGACGAGACGCCGUACAAAACCCCGGAGGACAUCUCCCGCACCUUCAGUCAGUUCGAUCCGGAAGGCACGGGGUUCAUCACUCACAAGAUGUUGGCUCGAACCGCGCGGGAACUGAACAUGACGCCUAACCCGGAUAUUAGCGAGAUUUUGGAACGAACCGACGCAGACAAUGACGGGAAAAUUGGCAAAGAUGAGUUUCACAACGUCAUGGACAAGCAAACCUUCCCUUAG
This is a messenger RNA of Besnoitia besnoiti, 597 nucleotides long. RefSeq names its product EF hand domain-containing protein. The record is from RefSeq and is a predicted model, not a curated record. Gene Ontology annotation, molecular function: calcium ion binding. NCBI's taxonomy places the organism in Eukaryota, Apicomplexa, Conoidasida, Eucoccidiorida, Sarcocystidae. The transcript has 2 exons. The coding region runs from base 1 to 597 and encodes 198 amino acids.